Molecule: messenger RNA, 2303 nt
Organism: Helicoverpa armigera (cotton bollworm)
Lineage: Eukaryota; Metazoa; Arthropoda; Insecta; Lepidoptera; Noctuidae
Product: tudor domain-containing protein 5
Exons: 8
Coding region: 83-1660 (525 amino acids)
Source: RefSeq, a predicted model, not a curated record
UUGUCUCGGCCAUUUUUGCUGUGAGUUAGUAGCGAACGGUUGUAAAGUUCUAGUGCGUAAAGUGACCAUUGUGUUGUGACCAAUGUCUUCUACUACUAAUGAAGGAGAGGCUUCGCAGCCUAUAUAUAUAGUGUAUUAUCUAUGUUCGCAGCCAACUGAAACAAAAGAUUCACCGAGAACACGCGCCAUAAGACGCGCUAAGCGUAGUCAGAGGCUCAAGGCACAAGUGACGGAUCUGAUCAGGGCAAAUCCAGGGGGAGUGUGGAUGCUUGACCUAAUGCAGCUCUAUAGGAAGCGUUUCAAACGCAACAUGAAUUUUCUUGCGAGUGGGCAUCUGAGCCUGUUAAGUCUGCUCUGUCAAUUGGACGAGCACGUGGUCGUCACGUGUCUUGAAGACGGCUCAUGGUUCGUGCACCUGCGCGGCGCCGAGCCCCAGUACCCUCCCGUACCGGUGCCCAGUCCUCGCCCCGUGAGCGCCAGCACGCCACUCACAGCCAAGGACGCGCUGCCUGACAUCAUCUAUGACGAGGUGUUCCCCGAGGACUGCAUGCAGCCGAUGGAAGUCAUCCCGGAGUCGUCACUGCGGGACAUACAGCCCGCCGACAUGGUGGAGAUCAGAGUGACAGAGGUGUACUCUCCCUCGCACUUCUGGUUAAUGCGGCUCGGCGACGAGUACCACAUUACCUUGGAGAACAUCAUGAAUGAAAUGACGCGCUACUACGACGAUGAGGGUCGCUCACGCUUCCUGGAGGCCGGCGCCAUGCGCGUGGGGCACUACUGCAGCGCGCCAUACGACGGUCGUUGGCACCGCGCGGUCAUCGUCCAGCUCAACGACAGCGACACUGUUAAGGUGCGGUACGUGGACUACGGCACGGUGGAGUCGCUGCCGCGCCGCGAGCUGCGGCCGCUGAAGCGCGAGUGGGCGCAGCUGCCGGCGCAGGCGCUGCGGGCGCGGCUGGCUUGCGUGCGUCCCUGCGCCGACGCUACCCGCUGGCCGUUCGCUUCCUCCGCGCACUUCCUCAAACUCGUGGCCAACAUGCACCUCGUCGCAAACGUCCUCUCAGUCAACACCGAGGAGAAGGUGAUCGAGACUCUGUUAGUAGACACGUCUACGCCGAAGGACCUCCUAAUCACCGACACACUAAUCAAAACCGGCCACGCUGACGCACGGCACGACAGCGUUCGGGCCUCGGAGCCGCACCUAAUCCCGACGUUCGAGGCACUCGAGAGCGGCGCCGCACUCAGCCCGAAGGACGUAAUGUUUUACCUGAACAACGGUGUCCCAUUGGAAAAGCACCCUGCCUAUGUCGAGCACGUCAUUGCGCCCAUCAAGCGCGCCACGACCACCAGGGACGAAGCACCCGGCCUGACCAGAGACUCUGCGUCAGAGCCAUCCACGCCGGGUCAGCUGCUGCUGGCGGCGCUCGAGGUGGGUGCGAAGUCGUCGUCAUCCCUCGACGAAGAGCCCCGGUCGCACUCGUCGGCACCGCUCGGGGAAAGGCCAUUAUGCUCCUCGGCGUCGGUCGCGUCGGUCGAGUCGGAUAUAGCAGCACUGACUCUGGAGGAGCGCGACACCUAUAACUCGCUGCUCCGAGAGGACCUGGUAGUCGCUCACUGGUACAAGGCUGGCGCGCUGGGCCGCGCCAUGCACCCCAAGUAGGGAACCAAACAACCGUUAACGUCACAAUCGCUGUCACUCCUCACCGAACCCCUCGAAAUACAUAUACAGAGUUGCUACCCAAACGCUACCAGCUAUCAUUAGUUGCUACCAAUUGCUACCCUCAUGGUUUUGAAGAUAUUCAGCAUCUGACCGCCAUCCUGAUAUCAGAAUGGCUGUCACUUUAGAUGCUGAAUAUCUUCAAAACCACUAGGGUAGUAACUAAUGGUAGCUCUGGUAGCAAUUAGGUAGCAACUCUCUAUAGGUACUAUACGUAUUUCGAGGGGAUCGGUGAGGAGUGACAGCCAUUAUGUUGUUAACCUUGUUUUAGCUGGUUGUAGACUUUAUUUCUUUUUUCCAAAUAACAUGGGUUUGAAAUCGUUUGAGAGCUGUUUUUUUCCAGUCCUGUACCAGGACUGCUUCGGUAACUCAGUAUUUGCCUCGAAAUAAAAAGUUAUUUAUAAUGGUAACAGACGGACGGACGGAUGGACAGAGGAGCAAAAACAAUAGCGUCCCGUUUUACCCUUUGGGUACGGAACCCUAAAAAAGGAGGUUUAUGUUAAUUUAAAUGUUUCGAGAAGGUUUAUGUUUAUUUUGUUUUCUUCAUUUUGCAAAAUAUAAAAUAAAUAACUAAAAAAUCAAUAAA